Messenger RNA from Tarenaya hassleriana, 896 nucleotides. RefSeq names its product ER membrane protein complex subunit 7 homolog. Gene Ontology annotation, molecular function: carbohydrate binding. Gene Ontology annotation, cellular component: EMC complex. Bases 78 to 707 code for a protein of 209 amino acids. NCBI's taxonomy places the organism in Eukaryota, Viridiplantae, Streptophyta, Magnoliopsida, Brassicales, Cleomaceae. The record is from RefSeq and is a predicted model, not a curated record. The transcript has 7 exons.
CAAAACUAAUUAAUUUUAUCAUUCGAACGAGCGAUUCUAUCGUCAGUUUAGAUUUCGUCUCUGUGCGCUCGACGACCAUGGAGCCGACGACGAUCAGAUCUCCUCUUGUCGCUUUGUUCGUCUCCCAGAUUUGCUUCUUCUUCCUUGCUUCCUCUCUUCCAAUCACGUCGGGGUCCGAGGAUAGUUACACAAUCACUGGUAGAGUGAGGAUCCCACAAAGCAUUGGGAUUGGUCACACAGCUAAAUUCUCGGAUGUCAAAGUUAUACUCAACGGUGGACAGAAUGUUACUUUUCUCAGGCCUGAUGGAUACUUUUCAUUUCACAAUGUACCAGCUGGGACUCAUUUGAUCGAAGUGUCAGCACUGGGCUACUUCUUUUCUCCGGUACGGGUUGAUGUUAGUGCUCGGCAUCGAGGUAAGGUUCAAGCAACACUGACUGAAACCCGAAGGAGUCUCACUGAGUUGGUUUUAGAACCGUUGAAGGAAGAGCAAUAUUACGAGAUAAGAGAGCCUUUCUCCAUAAUAUCGAUCGUGAAAAGUCCAAUGGGUCUCAUGGUCGGAUUUAUGGUCGUGGUUGUGUUCCUAAUGCCCAAACUGAUGGAAAACAUAGAUCCAGAGGAAAUGAAGAGGGCACAAGAGGAAAUGAGGAGCCAAGGAGUGCCCACUCUCUCCAGCUUGCUGCCGGGCGCCGCUGCGGCUGCCCGCUAAGACUCUCUCGACUUGCCGUGUAAGGGUACUAUUGUAAAUACGUUUGAGAUGUUUUAUCUGGCCAGCGUUAAUAGAGCUCUGUAAUCCUAUGAAACAUAUCUACACCCUUACACGCAGGAGGUUUUGCUCCCCCCAUUUGUCGGGAAAUUUCGAAAAAGAAAUCCGGUUAUGGAGCUGUUGCCAUGGUUA